AUGUCGGGUAACAUGCAAGGGGUACAGAUGGAAGGCUUGGCUUUACAAGAGGCCCAAGAAACCGUCACUUUUUUCGUAGAAAAUCUAGAGGUCAAGAUUAAUAAAGGCCUUCUAUUUCGUAAAGUUCCUGCUUUAAGCAGAGAAACUUUUCCUCUCAAAAUGCUAAUAGACCUUGGAUCGUUCACAGCAUUUUCAAAAUGGCUACACGAGGAUAAGUUGCCAAUGUUGCUCGCCAUUUACCACGAGAGCAAUGGAACAUUCAGAUACUCAGGAUACAUUCCGGGACCAUUGUACAGAAUGGCCGUAUGCUUCGAGCUAGCUACUCUUGCCGACAAUAUCAUGGAUUGUGUCAGAAAAGCCCACAAUUCUUUGGGCGUUGGGUACACCAAGAACGAAAUUGCGAAUAUAUACAGAAACCAGCUUGCGCAUUUGGGACUGACUCUUUUUGCAUCUUUGUGGAUCCAUCUCGAGGAGACACGACCAAACAAUUUCAUGAAACUCACGACCAAGGCUGAGCGUAACGAACUUAUGAAAAACAAUUUUAUCGCCACGGAUGUGGCUAUCCAUCGUCGACCAGAGUAUAUGGGAAAUCAAACCAGAUGCUUUUAUCAUCUUCAUCGUUAUAUGAUCGGUUGGCCCUGUAUGCGAACCCACAGUACCGAUAUCCGCUUGUGGGUUUUGGACAAACAUGGCGUGUUGCACGACUUGCAAGCUUGGAGAGCCAAGACGUAUCUACAACCAGUAAAGACUGAAAAUGAUUCAAUCCCCUCUAAAUAA
Molecule: messenger RNA, 777 nt
Organism: Botrytis byssoidea
Lineage: Eukaryota; Fungi; Ascomycota; Leotiomycetes; Helotiales; Sclerotiniaceae
Exons: 3
Coding region: 1-777 (258 amino acids)
Source: RefSeq, a predicted model, not a curated record